AUGAAGAUCAUUAUCUUUAUAACAGCAUUACUUUUAUUGUUAUUGGGUGUUGUCAAUGGUGACACAUUACAAGUCGAGGUAGACGAGUCAUACCAACCACUCACAGCACCAGAUACAUUUGUCGUAGCAUUCACCACUACCAAGGGUAGUUUUAGUGCCACCUUUAAUAGAUCAUGGGCUCCUUAUGGAGUUGAUCAUUUCUAUACUCUUAUUCAAGCUGGUUAUUACAAUGACAAUGCAUUCUUCCGUGUCAUUGAUCAACCAAGACCAUUCGUUGCACAAUGGGGUAUUGCAAGUGACCCUGCUGUAUCACAAAAGUGGAACAUCACCAUCCCAGAAGACUCGAUUGUCGGCAUAUCAAAUGUAGCUGCAACAAUCACCUAUGCCGCUGAAAUGAACAGUCAAGGUUUGGCAUGUUGCAGAACCACCCAACUCUUUAUCAACUAUGGUGACAAUAGUUUCUUGGAUCCAGAAGGGUUCAUUCCAAUUGGUAUGAUUACCUCUGGCUUUAACAAUGUCUUACAAUUCUACUCUGGCUAUGGCGAGAACGUCGACCAAGGAUUACUAUACAGUCAAGGUGCUGCCUAUCUCAAGAACUUCCCAAGUCUUGAUUAUCUCCAAUCUGCUACUCUAUCAAACUAA
Messenger RNA from Cavenderia fasciculata, 642 nucleotides. RefSeq names its product cyclophilin-type peptidylprolyl cis-trans isomerase. Gene Ontology annotation, biological process: protein peptidyl-prolyl isomerization. Bases 1 to 642 code for a protein of 213 amino acids. The transcript is spliced from 2 exons. Gene Ontology annotation, molecular function: peptidyl-prolyl cis-trans isomerase activity. The record is from RefSeq and is a predicted model, not a curated record. NCBI's taxonomy places the organism in Eukaryota, Evosea, Eumycetozoa, Acytosteliales, Cavenderiaceae.